Puccinia triticina is the source of this 945-nucleotide messenger RNA. RefSeq lists its product as uncharacterized. The coding region runs from base 1 to 945 and encodes 314 amino acids. NCBI's taxonomy places the organism in Eukaryota, Fungi, Basidiomycota, Pucciniomycetes, Pucciniales, Pucciniaceae. The record is from RefSeq and is a predicted model, not a curated record. The transcript has 6 exons.
AUGGCACAGGCGAUCGCACAUCUUGAGCAACGCGCUUUUGAGAUCGGAGCCGACGUCUCGGCCGUGAACAAGCUUCACAUGAUCGGGCGCCUGGAAGAUAACUAUAUGCUCGACAAACCUGAAAACGCCUCCCAGCUGUCCUUUUUUCAGUCCGCCACCGGGAUCACUGACUCGAAAAAGUUGAAAGAGCACAUCAUUUCUAUCGCCAAAGAAGCCUAUGAUGUGUUUCCUUACCCGUGCAUAUGGGCCCUCUAUUUUUGUAAAACCCGAGUUAUCACUCAUCCGGCUUACGCCGAGGUUCUUGAGCUGUCGAAAAAUGAGGAUUGUCAACCGAUCUUUCUGGACGUUGGAUCUUUUGCCGGGAUUGACUUGAGACAAGUUGUACACACGGGAAUGAAACCUGAAAACGUGAUGGGUACUGACUUGAUUGACGAUUGGGCCAAGAUUGGUAACAAACUCUUCAACGGAAAUGGGGUGGUACCUUUCGUCAAAGGAGACAUUUUUUGUAACUCCUUCCUGGAUCGGUUGACUCCCCCAGAUCCUUGGGCGAUCAACUCAAGCUUUAUCCACUUAAACGGAUUAAAAUCCCUAAACCCUCUCAAACAGAAAGUCAGAUUUAUCACUUGCAAUUCUGUCUUUCACCUUUUUGAUGAGGAGCGACAAACGGAACUCGCCCGGCGACUAGCAUCUCUGCUCAAUAAUCAAAAGAGUGGCAGCACUAUUUUCGGUACUCACGUUGGCUCGGAUGACUGUUAUCUUUUGGAAGGGACCGGCAAACGCGGAAUGUUUAUGCACUCGCCGGAAACAUGGAGAAAAAUGUGGGAAAAGAUUUACCAACCCGGUCAAGCGCGAAUCCAAGUCGAGCUGGGCCCACCCGAACCAAUCACUCACCUCAAAGAUUUCAGAAGUAUGACAAUGUUGAUAUGGUCUGUCACCAUACUUUAA